This is a messenger RNA of Eutrema salsugineum, 881 nucleotides long. RefSeq lists its product as uncharacterized. The record is from RefSeq and is a predicted model, not a curated record. Bases 16 to 699 code for a protein of 227 amino acids. NCBI's taxonomy places the organism in Eukaryota, Viridiplantae, Streptophyta, Magnoliopsida, Brassicales, Brassicaceae. The transcript has a single exon.
AUAAUCAAUGAAACAAUGCUUCCAUUCCCCAACUACUACAUUUCAACACCAACUAUGUCCGAGAAGAAAAAGAUCAUCUCUAGCAAUAGCAAUGGUAGAAAGAAGAGAUGGCCACCGUCUCUCUUCACCGGAGGAGGAGGCAGCGGAGGAGGAGGAGAAGAUGAGCUGGCGACAGUGAAAGCUGCGGCGUGGGCUUGGUACCAAAGAAACGAAGGGAAACCAAUGAUUAGAGAGUUCGAUCUCACGACAAGAGCCACAAGAACACCUCGGCCUUCGCGGUACAAGCUUGAGGCCAACAAGAACAUGAAUCUCCUCUCCGAGAACAAGGUUUCUAAAUCUUGCACUAAUCAUUUGUUGCGUGAAGAUCAAGAAACCAAGCUCUCUAGUCUUCUUGACUCAUAUGAGAUCAAGAGUAUUUCCAAGAGAAUCGAUGAGGGUUCUUUACCCGUUAAUCGGGCCAGUGCUUUGAGGAACGAUGAUCAUGUUUUUUUGAAGAAGAAGCUCGAAUAUGAUAGUAAGAAACAGAAUGGGUUGGUGACAAAAAUGAGCAUGAGAAAUUUGUGGAAAGGAAUGAUUCUGAUGUCUCCAAGGACAGUUUGUGGCAGAAGCGAUGACGUGGACAUCGGAGCUUAUCGGGCUGGACCAAGAACAGUAAAGGUUGCACCGACGAGUGUCAAGAGGCGAACCGACCGUCGCUAACUGUAUACUUUCUAGUUAUUUGGGAGUACGUAAGUAUAUACGUUUGGACGUUUUAAUGCUAAAGGGUCUUCUUAUUCUAUAACCUUGGAUGGAUUUUAACAAGUUUGUGUAUGCUGUUUCGUUUUUCUUUAUUUAGCUAUUGUGUAAGUUUUGUUGAUUACUAUAACCAAACAUAUAAUUAU